Molecule: messenger RNA, 3920 nt
Organism: Alosa sapidissima (American shad)
Lineage: Eukaryota; Metazoa; Chordata; Actinopteri; Clupeiformes; Clupeidae
Gene: ube2wb
Product: ubiquitin conjugating enzyme E2 Wb
Exons: 7
Coding region: 803-1228 (141 amino acids)
Biological process (GO): protein polyubiquitination; proteasome-mediated ubiquitin-dependent protein catabolic process
Cellular component (GO): nucleus
Molecular function (GO): ubiquitin conjugating enzyme activity
Source: RefSeq, a predicted model, not a curated record
CUCAUGGGUUUCUCCCUCACUGAUACUCUUCUUGUCGUGAAAUUUAGCUUUUGAAUUUAUUUUAAGAAGAUGGCGAAGUACAGUCAAAUAGAUAUGUUGUAGGAGCUGUUCUAGCGAUUGUUUCCACUCAAAAUUACCAGCUAUCUUGCUAGCUGGCUUUCGCUGACGUUCGCUCGCUAGCCAUAGGAGAUGACUCGGAUUAAUUAGCGCUAGCAGCCUGGUACAAGGACACGGUGGUAUUUUAUAUGAUCUCAAACCGAGCGUCCGACGUAAGGGAAGCAUUCCUCGCUAUUGCUGUGAUUAGUUCGCCAUGUAUGUGAAAACACAAUCAUUUGAUACUUAAAAGUGACACGGCUAGUAAAAUUAGCUAAUCCUCUCCAGAUAGCAAAUUGACAACGCAGCUUACUUCGUAUUAGCCAGCGUUAGCUGGUUUUAGCCAACCUAGCUGUUACGGUCGGGGUAUGAUGCGAUGGCUAACUUGGUACUAGUUUCCGUAGUUUCCUUGACUCAGGAAUAAGGAGCAUAUUCUUUAAGGAUGAGUUCUACAUUGGUCGUUCAAAUGUUGUGUAUUCAACUAACAACGGCAUGUUUCAGUUGCCGUGUUGCUUAACAGUAAUGUAGAAACAUUGAUGAUGAGCUUAUCUCAACCCAUCGAGAUAACCUAGCCCUAGUGGCCGGGCACAUUCUUCCCUAGGUGAUACCCGCAGAAACUGGAUCAAUUUUUCGACUGAACAAAGGUUGUUACUAUCUGAAAAGGUUACAGAAGGAACUAUUAGCUCUGCAAAAUGAUCCACCCCCUGGCAUGACAUUAAACGAGAAGAGUGUUCAGAAUACGAUUACACAGUGUCUGAAAAUCAUUGAACCUCAGCCCUGUAUUUGGUGGAUUGUAGAUAUGGAAGGAGCCACCGGUACUCUCUAUGAAGGCGAAAAAUUCCAGCUGCUUUUCAAAUUUAGUAGUCGAUAUCCGUUUGACUCACCUCAGGUCAUGUUUACCGGGGAGAAUAUACCUGUCCAUCCUCAUGUUUAUAGCAAUGGCCACAUCUGUCUCUCCAUCUUAACAGAGGACUGGUCGCCCGCUCUCUCUGUACAGUCAGUUUGUCUAAGCAUUAUUAGCAUGCUUUCCAGCUGCAAAGAGAAGAGGCGACCUCCAGACAACUCCUUUUAUGUUAGAACAUGUAAUAAGAAUCCAAAGAAGACAAAAUGGUGGUAUCAUGAUGAUACAUGUUAAUGUAGAACUUUGGUAUACUCUUAGAAGAAAGAAGUCCUACUGACCUACAUAAGCACUUUUUAAGAAACAUUCAGUCUUUGAACUGUAAACUUUGACUGGAACUAUGGAGAUAUGCGCUGGAGAUUCUCCUGACUGCAACCCCAGAUGGGCAGUGGGAUUUGUGUACACAGGAGGUUGCACCUGAAAUGGAUGCCGAUUCGAAAAGACAGGACGGUAACGCGCCCCGAUGACGAUGAUGGUGAUUUGAUUGGGGGGGGGGUGUAUUGGGGGUGGUUUGGACACGAUAGUUAUGCAGGAAUCAGGAGGAUUUGUAGUGAGUUAUUCCUUAUACCAUUUGAGAAUCUUAUUCUGCUGUCUCUGUUUUCAUUUUCUGUUGGUACAGUUUAAGGUCCUCAUGUAUUGUGCAAUAACAAUGAUGGGAUGCAUGCUUGGGCUAAAAGGAGGAAAUCUAAAUCCAAGUCUAAUUUAGCUGAUCUGGAACAGACCAUCUUUACCCAUAAGCAAUUGCAACAUCUUUUUAUUGUCCUUUUUUCCUCAAAACAAUAUGCACUGUGAAAUAUAUCUAGUGGUACAAUGGCAUGUUGGUACAACAUGCUGUUAAAUAGAAACUUCUAAUCACUUUAGUUCUGGUCAUUAAAUUAAUGUUUUUAUUUAAUCCAUAUAUUCUGGCACGGCAUUACUUUUUCGUUUGAUCUAUUUCCUGAAAUUGCCCGGAUUAUAAUGAUUAUUAUUAUUUUUUAAAUCUUCCAGUUGUCUCAGAAGUGAGAUGGCAAUAUAAAGCUUUUUAAGGCUAUGAAACCAAGAAGGCCAUCUGAGCAUUUUAAGAACUGCUUGAUAUCACUCAUAGCCCGUAGGCCGAGUCCGUUCGAGGAUAAGUGGCUCUCCUCCCCAUUAUGAUAGCCCAGACACGUGAAUGCAGGACAAGAUCACUUCAUGGAUUUAUGAAUGUCAGCAAGAAAACUUUUUAUUGUGUUUUUGUGUUUCCAUUUUUAUUUGUAUGAUAAGUUUUAUAUUAAGAUUUAUGCUUUAAUCUUCUAAGAUGUCUAAUUUUAAAAUGUUGUCUUUCUUUUUUUUUUGUACUGUAAGUGUGCAAGCAGGUAUUUUUAAAAAAGGGUUCUUGAAGGGCAGUAAUUGGGGAGUGUAUGUCUUAUUUAAUGUUUUAAAAUGUUUUAAUCUCCUGAAUCUUAGCGUAAAAGGAAGUGUAAUAUGUAAAGGGUUCUUUAAAAGAGAGACUGUACGGCUUGAGUGCUAUUUCUCCUGGUCAUACUUGUCUGGCUCAGGUACUUUUUCAAGAAGAAAUCAUCUUUAGAAAAUUCCUAAAAAAGAUAUUUUGCAUUUAACUAUAUUUUCACCAAAAGGACUGUUACAUUGUUAAUAACCGUAUGUCUGAAACUGAUGUAUAUUAAUCUUCAAAUUGCGCCUGAUAUAUAUAAUAUACAAAAUAUAAAAAUUACUUAGUUAGCAAUGAGUGCACGGUCCUUGCAUUAGUUAUAGUUGCUGAACACACAUUUUUGUUUAGGAUUUUUUGCACUUUUUGCUAAUUAGGUGUCUGUACAGUCAUUUUAUCAGAAUUACUUGUCUAUUCGGAAGGAUUUUUUUUUUUUUGAAGCUCCAGUGAUGGGAUGUGUAUGAGAAAUCAGAGGUCAGCCAUGUCAAAAGCAGUUUUGUAUCAUGUCUGACUUCAAAACACUCCAUUCCCAAAGACUUACGUUGCCAUCCAUUCAAAAAAUACUUGAAUUUCCCCCUCUGGGUUGGGUCUUGUUGCUUCUCCACGAGUUCUUUUUUGUGAGAUUUCUGUCGAAGUGAAUGUGUUGGCAAUGGUGAAAUGGAGCUGCUUGGUACUACUGCUUCCUUCUGCAAGUCACAAUCCAGAUACUCUACCGUCACAAGCAUGUGUAUGUAACUUCAAGAGGUGAGCGAUGUGGUUGUUGUAUUAAUGAUUGCUGAAAGACAAUUUUUCGGAUGUUUGUUGCGAAUGGGGCCUAGCCUGAACCUAUGAGGGGUGGCAUAGUUGUAGCAUUACAUCUGGGGCACACCAUCUUCAGAUCACCAUGGAGAUUAGCAAAUAUACAAUAGAAGUAAUUACUAUUUGUGGGCUUGGAUGUCUCUUUUUAAUGUUUUUUUUUUUUUUUUUUUUUUUUUUUUAGUGACACUUUUUCAUAACUUAAAUAGACUAGAUCUUUUGGUUUGCAGAUUGUAUAAAUAAUCAAAGAAAUUGGUUUUCAUUUUUAUUUUGGGGGAAUUUGUUCUGGUAUGUACAAGCUACAUGUAAGUUGUGCCUGUUAAUUUAAAUAAUAAAAGCAAAUAUUUACAAUUCAUCCAUGGGGUUGUAUCAUACAGUGAGGGUCUUGUGACUUGUGUGCUGAAUGGGACUACAUUUAUGGGAUUUCUGAGAAAAUAGGAAAGUAAGAUUGGGCCAUUGACAUUAGUGUGAGUAGCCUUGCCAUACACAUUACCAAGGAGAUUGCAUAUUUGGUAUGUUAUCAGUGAUAAUCUGUGUCUAUAAGGCAGUGUAUGGUCUCAUUUGCCCUGUCAAAAUGAUGCUGUCCAGCUUUUGUAGUUUUCUGUAGGCCUAUAAUUUCUGUGUUUAGGCUCAUCUUGAAUUGCCUCUGUCAGUAUUUAUCUACACAAGGCAAUGCAAUAAUUUGUCAAAUGUAUAAAUAAAGGUAAAUUGAAUUAGAUGUCACAUUCA